GGACCCAUUUUUUACCACUUUGACUCACUUUUUCUUGUAAAGAAGAACGCUGACUCACUUUCCUUCUUAGUUCCUCUCUCACUCACUCUCUCAGUCUCAAGCUCUCUCGCUCAACAAUGGCUUCCGAAGGCGAAGACAAAGACAAAGAGAGAACCACCGUCCGAGUCUCAAACAUUCCUCAAACUGCCAUAGCUCAGGACCUCUUGGCCUUCCUCGAGUCCAAACUCGGUCCUGACUCAGUCUUCGCCCUCGAAAUCAUGACCGAGCGCAAGAAUUGGAAGUCCCGUGGCUUUGGCCGGGUCCAGUUCACUACCCUCCUCGCGAAAUCCAAAGCCUAUUAUCUCUCCCUCCAUGGCGAACUCUAUUUCCAGUCCCAGAACCUCAGAAUCUCCGAAUCCUACGACGACAUCGUCGUACAACCCAUCGACCCCAAACACCGCCUCGACGACGGAGUUUUUCACGUGGGUUUCAUGAGAACGGAGGAUCGGAUGAGCGUGUUGGAGUCUUGGGAGAGUGUGCGAGCAUGGGUUAUGCCCGAAAGGGGUAGGGUCGAGUUCUGGGUAUGGCAAGGAGAAGAAUGUUACAAGCUGGAGAUUAGGUUUGAGGAUAUUUUGGAGAGUGUUGGGUACUAUUCGGAUGGCGGGAAUCUGUUCUCCAUUCUUUUAAAGCUAAAAUAUGGACCAAAGAUUUAUAGGAGAUUAUCUGGGCCUCAUAUAGCUUCGAGAUUUAUUGCUGAUCGUUAUCAUAUUUGCAAAGAAAAUGUUGAGUUUGUUUGGGUUCGUACUACAGAUUUUUCUGGGUUGAAAUCAAUUGGUCAUUCAACCUCAUUUUAUUGGGCAUUGAAGGAGAACUUUUUAGCUUCUGAUACUUUUGAUUGUUUCCCUUAUUAUAGACAAGAAGAUGUAGAAGAUUUUAACUUAGAAGAAGGUGAAGAGUAUUGUAAUGUCUCUGAGACAGUUCCCCUUUUAAAAUCUCCUUCAAAUGAUAGUUUAGGAUAUGAAACCUUUUUCCAGCUUAAUUCUCUUGUACAUACCCAAAAGAUUAGUUUGGCUUCUGUAGAUAGUAAUCUCAUUGAGCUUUUCAGUAGUUUAAGUGAAGAAACCUUAAAAGCGGUUUUUCAGAAGUUGCAUAAGCUCAAGUCCACUUGUUAUAAUCCAUUUUCGUUUGUCAAGACUCAUGCACAUAUCUUAGAGAAAACUGUCAAAAGUCCUUCAGCUAACAAAAGACUAACUGAGACUAAUGUCAUGAGUUGCCACAGAGCUUUGAUUACCCCAUUGAAGAUUGUUUGCAUGGGUCCUGAGCUUGAAAAGUUCAACUAUGUUGUCAAACACUUCUCAUCAUAUGUUAAUGAUUUUUUGAGAGUGACUUUUGUCGAAGAAGAUUGGAGUAAACUGCCUCCUAAUGCCAUCACUACAACCAUCGAACAAGGCAUGUUUCCAAAACCUUACAGAACUGCAUUAUAUCACCGCGUACUUUCAAUUCUUCGAGAUGGGAUUGUUAUUGGAUCCAAAAGAUAUGAAUUUCUAGCUUUCUCAGCGAGUCAACUCAGAUCAAAUUCUGUUUGGAUGUUUGCUUCUAAUGAACAUAUAAAAGCCGGAGAUAUUAGAGAGUGGAUGGGCUGUUUCAGCAAGAUUCGCAGUAUUUCGAAAUGUGCUGCAAGGAUGGGUCAGUUGUUCAGUUCCUCAACACAAACUCUUACUGUCCCAGUGCAAGAUGUAGAGAUUAUUCCUGAUGUGGAGUUGAAUAAUGAUGGAAUUGACUACUGUUUCUCAGAUGGCAUUGGGAAAAUUUCUCUGCCUUUUGCCAGGCAAGUUGCACAGAAAUGUGGGCUGAACCAUACACCUUCAGCAUUUCAAAUUCGAUAUGGUGGAUAUAAAGGGGUGAUUGCUGUUGAUCGUAGCUCCUUCCGGAAGCUUUCCUUACGUAGUAGUAUGCUUAAAUUUGAAUCAAAAAAUAGAAUGCUUAAUGUCACCAAGUGGAGUGACGCUAUGCCCUGUUUUCUGAAUCGAGAAAUUGUUACCCUCUUGUCUACACUGGGCGUGAAGGAUGAAAGUUUCCUAGCAUUGCAACACGAACAAUUGCGUCUUUUGGGAAGAAUGCGGAUAGAUAGAGAGGCAGCACUGAAUGUCUUAGAGAAAUUUAAUAGUUCUGAUAAAUCUAAUAUCUUAAUAAAGAUGUUACAUCAAGGUUAUGAGCCAAAUAUGGAACCUUACCUUUCUAUGAUGCUUCAAUCUUAUUACGAAAACCAGUUGACUGAUCUAAAAACUAGAUGCCGAAUAUUUGUCCCAAAGGGUCGUGUGCUUAUUGGAUGCUUGGAUGAAACUGGUAUCUUAGAUUAUGGUCAGAUCUUUGUUCGCAUAAGCAUGACAAGAGAAGAGCUGCAAGCAGGGGAUCAGGAAUUUUUCAGAAAGGUGGAUGAUGAAACAUCUAUUGUUUUGGGAAAGGUGGUUGUCACAAAAAACCCUUGUCUUCAUCCUGGUGAUGUCAGGGUGCUUGAGGCUGUAUACAGUGUCGAAUUAGAAGAGAAGGAGUUGGUGGAUUGCCUCAUCUUCCCUCAGAAAGGAGACAGGCCUCAUCCGAAUGAAUGCUCUGGUGGUGAUCUUGAUGGGGACUUGUAUUUCAUUAGUUGGGAUACUGGUCUCAUCCCACCACAAACUGCAUCCCCUAUGGACUACACUGGACGAAGACCUCGUAUAAUGGAUCACAACGUGACCAUAGAGGAAAUUCAAAAGUUUUUUGUUGACUACAUGAUCAAUGACACGUUGGGUGCCAUCUCUACUGCUCAUUUAGUCCAUGCUGAUCGUGAACCAGAUAAAGCCUUUAGCGAAAAGUGCCUGCAACUUGCAACUUUGCACUCCAUGGCUGUGGAUUUUGCAAAGACUGGUGCCCCUGCCGAAAUGCCAAAGGCUUUAAAGCCUAGGGAAUUUCCAGAUUUCAUGGAGAGGCUAGAAAAGCCCAUGUACAUCUCCAAUGGGGUACUGGGACAACUUUACCGUGCAAUGAUCAGUUCAGAUGUGCAAGGAAGUUCAAACCUGGUUUGGUCAGAGGAGGUUGCUCGAUCAACUUAUGAUUGCGAUCUUGAAGUGAGUGGGUUUAAGGACUUCAUUGCCAUUGCUGAGAGCCACAGAGAUAUGUAUAUGGAUAAACUCAGUGGCAUAAUGAUCUACUAUGGAGUGGAGACUGAGGAUGAAGUACUGACAGGCAAUAUCCGAAAGCGAGCAGCCUAUUUGCAGCGUGAUAACAGGAGAUAUGGUGACACCAAGGAUCGGGUUCUACUGGCAUUGAAGAAUCUGCAGAAGGAAGCCCGAGGAUGGUUUCAAAGCAGCUGUGAAGUGGGAAAUCAGCAGCAGAUGGCCUCGGCGUGGUAUCACGUGACUUACCACCCUGACUAUUUCCACAAUGGCAUGAACUGCCUCAGCUUUCCGUGGAUCAAAGGUGAUAUUUUGCUAAACAUCAAAUCUUUGAACAGCCGAAGGUAUUAAACAAUAGUUCUUGAAUAUAACCUCACUUUCCGGUCUCAGUUAGCUAGUAUCAAAGCUUUGAAGAAAGAAAGUGAAUACAUAGUAAGUUUUCCAUUUAAAUUGAUGUUCUUUACAAAGGACAAUCAUUAAAGGGUAAAAGUACUGAAACUGUGUCUUUUCUUUUUUUGAGUACCUUUGUUUUUUUGACAAAUGUAUUUUCGAUAAUUCUUAUUGUAUAUAUUUAGUAUUUUAACCA
This is a messenger RNA of Cannabis sativa, 3717 nucleotides long. Its product is annotated as RNA-dependent RNA polymerase 2. Lineage: Eukaryota; Viridiplantae; Streptophyta; Magnoliopsida; Rosales; Cannabaceae. Gene Ontology annotation, cellular component: nuclear RNA-directed RNA polymerase complex. The record is from RefSeq and is a predicted model, not a curated record. The transcript has 4 exons. Gene Ontology annotation, biological process: siRNA processing. Bases 117 to 3482 code for a protein of 1121 amino acids. Gene Ontology annotation, molecular function: RNA binding; RNA-directed RNA polymerase activity.